AUGGUCAUUAAGCCUCUUCUCGCAGUCCCGGCUCUCGCUCCUUGGUUGAUUGGUUCUCGUUCCUCGUUCUUCGCCCCUCGCUCUCCGUUCCUCGCUUGCCGUUUGUUCGUUCCAUACAUAUUUGAUCUUGAUGUUCUCGCUCCUCGCACACUUGCAUGCUCCCUCGACUCCAUCUUUGGUCCUCAUAUGACAUCGCGUACAUCGUUUUUUGGCAGAUCCAAAAUGACGUUCAAGAAAGUAUCCCAUAAAAAGGUCCGAACAGGGUGUGACUCGUGUAAACGGCGCCGCGUCAAGACAAAAGAAUAUGAAAGCCGGGCUGCGCAUCAUCAUAGCCUUGCUGUUCCGCUGUUCCGCUCAGCUCUAGCCAAUGUUACAGAGAGCAGCAGCCAUGCUCUCUACGCCUGUGGCCACCUUGUCAUCAAAUACUCGUUUGCCAGUCCGCAGUCUCGGCGGAACCUAAUAUUCUCACCAGCCACGGGAACAUCAUCGGAGAUAAUUGGCCUUCUUAGAGGUGCUUUUUCAAUGCAUGGGUAUGCCGAGAAAUGGCUUUCCAAUGGCCCACUCGGCUUCUGUAUGGAAAGGCCGCUGGAUGAAAACCCCGACUUUAGCCAAAAUCCCGAUGAUAGUUACCUCGUCCAGCUUUUAUAUCUGCUGCUCGCUGAUUGCUCCGAAGAGAGCAACCUCUGUUGCGCAGCUCUCAAUAGCCUUCGACGACUACUUGCCAUGGCUGCCACUCCCGGGCAGACCAUCUCUGUUAAAACACUCACAUAUUCAUGGCCAGUGCAGGUUCCUCAAAAAUACAUCACUCUGGUCAGUGAAGGGAGGCCCAAGGCCCUUGUGGUUUUAGCUCAUUACUGUGUCAUGUUGAAAAUGCUCGAUUCUUUUUGGUUUAUGGAAGGUUGUGCCGCAAGGAUUCUGGAGCAAUGUCGACAGGAUUUGGAGAGCCAAUGGCACCGUUAUAUUGAAUGGCCACUAUCUAUUGUCGGGACAUACGGUGGACAAGUGUGA
This is a messenger RNA of Trichoderma atroviride IMI 206040, 1008 nucleotides long. The record is from RefSeq and is a predicted model, not a curated record. Lineage: Eukaryota; Fungi; Ascomycota; Sordariomycetes; Hypocreales; Hypocreaceae.